UACAUAAUAUAAAAUUUGUUUUUGGUCUGAAAAAAUAUUAAAAAAUUCUCAUCACUUGGAGACAUUUUUCUUAGGCUAUGCAGAAGAUGUAAUAAAACAUCUUCUAAAAUCUACCAUAAACAAUGCAGGUUUGAUUCUUUUAAUCUUGCUAAUGCUUUCCAGUGAUGGACCCAAUGUUAACAAAGACUUAUUUAAUCUAAUGAUUAAGGAAAUAAAAUCAGUUAGAGGAGUCUGGUUGUAAAAUAUGGGAUAUUGCAGCAUAAAUAUGCUACAUAAUGCAUUUAUGAUAGGUUUAAAUGUUUUUGAAUCUAAAAUUUCUGAUUUGACUAUUGCAUUAUUUCACUAUUUUGAUGGAUGGCUUGCUAAAAAAAAGUGUUUCAAAUUGCUUCAGUUGAAAAAUAGCUUAAAGACCUUGCUUUAUCAGACAUUCAACUUCAAGAUGCCUUACUUUAGAAUCUCAGAGAGAGAGAGAGAGAAAGUUUAGAAAAGACUGCAAGAUAAAGACAAAGGCUGUAACAGAUUUAGCGUUAUCCAGGAUGCACCACAAGGAGGCCUGUUACUCUACACCCUAUUUAGUAGUAAAACUUCUUUUAGGACAGAACAUGAAGGAAUUUAAAACGAACUCCUAUUAUUCUACAGAUUCCGUUUAUGAAGGGUUUGGAAGCGGUUUUUCAGAGAAAACCAUUCGCAUGGCUUUUAUUCAGAAAGUGUAUUCUAUAUUGAUGGUCCAGUGGGCAAUCACUGUUGGAUUUAUAAGCCUCUUUAUUUACAAUGAUUCUGUGCAAAAUUAUACAGUGCAACACCCCAAGAUGAUUAUCUUUACCCUUGUUAUGAUGGUAAUAUUGAUGAUUGCUAUGACUUGCUGUGUUAAUAUGAGAAGAACCUUUCCAUUAAAUUUCAUUUGUCUCUUUCUUUUUACAUUUGUUUUAUCUUUUCUCCUAGGAGUUGCAAGUUGCACUUUUAAAGCUGAGGAAGUCAUGUGGGCUGCUGGAAUUUGUGCAUUUAUAUGUUUGGGUUUGACUGUUUUUGCGUUUCAAACCAAGUAUGAUUUUACCAUGAUGAGAGUAUUUCUGUGUGUGGCUCUGUUGUGCUUAGUUAUCUUUGGAAUUUUGGCUAUUUUCCUUCAUGAUAAGUGCUUGGUUUGUGAUACUCAAAUUUUGAUUGGAGGUCAUCACAAAUAUUCUAUCUCACCUAAAGAAUACAUUUUUGCUGUUUUGAAUUUGUACCUCGAUAUUAUUAACCUCUUCGUCGACAUUCUCCGGAUCAUUAGAUACAUACAUAGACUCAAGUAAUUGAUUGAAUUUUUAUAUAAUUGUUUUCACGAUUAUUGGCUGUUUACGGUAAAGGUAUCUAAAUAAUUUUGUCAUCAAACUCUUGUGAUAUUGUAAUGGAAUUUUUUUUUUAAUCAAAGGUUGUUAAAAUUUAAAAACAGUUUUUAUAAAUAAAUAUAUAUAUUUUUAAUGGUUGUGAAAUUAUGUUUGCACCCAGUUGUAAAUAUUGCAUUUACUGUAUUUCAAAGUUGUUGAAAUGUAUAUCUGGUUUUACAAGCUUUAAAUAUUUGUGUGGUGCUUAGAUAUUAAAACAAGCUUUGGCUAACUGGUUGUUGAUUAUUCUUUAAAAGUUUGAUUGCUCUCCCUAUGUUACAGUAUAAAACAGUUUAGUUACAGUUUUGAUUUAGUGUUUGCAAUACAGAUUGUUUUAUGUCAAAAAAUUCAAUUUUAAUAAAUUUUUAUUUUGAACUAAACUUUUCUUUAAAAAAAUUGAUUUUUUGUAGAAAUAACACAAAUUUAAAUAAGUGUGUAUCUAUAUUUUAUUGCAAAUAUUCAAUCUAGUUUUUAUAUUCUGGAAUUGCAUCUACUUCGAGAAUAGUUCAUAAUUUACAAACUUUGUGAGAAAAGUACUUAUUCAGAAGAUUUUAUUUUGUUCGAUUUUUAGAUUUUAUUCUUCGAAGAUUUUAUUUUUAUCUGUAUAGAAUGUAAGCCUAUUUUUUCAAGUAUUUAAAUUUCAUGGAUCUCAGUAGUUGAAAAUGCUAAGUAAAAAGCCUUGGGUGUUUUUGUAAUGGAAAAGCAUUCUUAGUGUGCAUUCGGCAGUAAGCAGCUAGCAAGUAACCUUAAAAGGAAUUUCGAAUUGCAGAAAUUAAAAUGCCGAUAGUGCAAACGCCUUGAACCAAAUAAUUUUAUUUAAUGUCGUUUCGUCAAUCAAAAGAUUAUGGAAAAGUAAUUAAGGUUGGGCAUAUUCUUUCUUUUCUAUUGUCAAUGUAAAUUUAAAAAAUAACUAACUCAUAUUUACUAAAAUGAUACUUUAAACCUUCACCUACCUACCUUGUCAUUUACAGGGUGUGUAGCGUUUUUAAAAAGCGCUUAAAGGUGCUUAUUUUUGAUUUUUAAAAGCCUGCUUUUUUCAUUGGGUGUGUUUAAGAAGUGCUUAAUUUCCCCUUUUUUCUAAUUGAGAUUUUUCCUUUACUAUGUCGAUUUUCACUUCGAAUUAUGCAAAAAGACGCAGUUCACAUUAUUCUAUUCAACGUUUUCACAAUUACUUCAACUCCAAUCUAUUUCGGUGUAUUGUCAGUCCGUUGCGUAUGAAAACGCCAUUCGUUUUACCCCGAUUCAAAAUUUGCUGAUUUUUGACGAUUGUCAAAAACAAUGCCAAGAGUUAUUAUUUUUUUUGACAUGACGGUUAAAUCAAGAUAAAACUGUCAAUUGUCAAAACCUUUCUAACCCUGCCUAAUUAAUGAUAUUUUUUUUAAAGUGCUUAAAAAUAUUUUUCAGUGCUUAUUUUUUGUUGAAUAAUUUGACUACGCUGUUAUUAGCUGUUAUUUUCGACGCAUCUAUUUCUUUAACAAAUUUUGUCAUAACGCGUAUGAUAAUGGCAAAAGUAACUAGAAUGAAUGGAGACAACAUGGAGAUAGCUUUUAAACUUUUCAAAGUAGUGUAUAGAUAAUUCUUUUUUCUCGGCUUGAGAAUCUCAGAUUUAGGAAGAUUAAAAAUACAUGUAUUGUUACAUAAAGUAUUGAUUAUUUUACUUACAUUGCUGAGAGCAACUUAUGUAAGUGAUAUCUAUCACUUACAUAAGUUGCUCUCAGCAUGUUCUUGAAGAUUUACGGGGAGAAAAGGCUGAGAUGUUGAUAAUUUUGUUGUUUUCCUAUGUAUUAUUGCAGCACCCUGAUUUCUAUAACUGUUUAUGUACGUCAUAGUGUACAGCUUAUACACAAUUUACCAAAGAUUGAUUUUUCUCCAUUUUUGUGAACAAGUGUUUGUUUGUUUUAAGUUAUUGAUAUGUAAAUCUGUUUAUGUAGUCAGAAAUUUGUAUUUGUCAAAAUCUGUGUCAAGUCAGUUUGGAAGACACAGACAUAAAAUUUGUGAGUCCCAUUAAAGAAAUUCUUGAUUAA
This is a messenger RNA of Parasteatoda tepidariorum (common house spider), 3388 nucleotides long. RefSeq names its product protein lifeguard 1. Lineage: Eukaryota; Metazoa; Arthropoda; Arachnida; Araneae; Theridiidae. Gene Ontology annotation, cellular component: membrane. The record is from RefSeq and is a predicted model, not a curated record.